AUCUCCCUCUCCCUCUUCAUCCCUUGUUCUUCACACCAAAACCCUAAUAAUUUCUCCCCAAAAUUUUCUUUCAGAACCCUAGAAAUCUUCAAAAAGAUUUUUCAUUUUGAUCAAUACGAUUAGACCCAGGUCAAUACCCUGAAAUUUCUGGGAACUGUGAUAGGUUCAAUGCUCAGAUCAUUUCUGUGGAAUUCAUUUUUUGGUUUAAUUGCUUAAUCUAGAAUUCUCGGGUUUGGGAGUUAUCGCUAGAUCAAGGUUCUGGAGAUUUGUACAUCGAAAAGAUUAAGGUAUAGAAGUACAGGUGCAAGUGUGAGUUGGAUUAAAGAUGCAACAACUUCCAGGGCAGAUAAAUGAAGUUCAUAUUACUGAUGAAUCACUGAGUGAUUCACAAUCUCUGCAUCAUGUUCAUUACAUGCAACAAAAUCAUGCUCAUAUAGUAAAUCAUGAGAACAAUAAUGGUAAUGGUGGUAGUGUAAUGGAAGAGGAUGAUGAUGGUGCUGGAAGUGAUGGUAUGGAGGCAGAAGUUCCUACGGGGCAUUUAGCUGAUAUGCGUGGAACAACAAUGACUCGUAAUGGUAUUGGUGGACAUGGAAAUCAGUUAACUCUAUCGUUUCAGGGCGAAGUCUAUGUCUUUGAUUCUGUCUCCCCUGAAAAGGUCCAAGCUGUGCUUUUAUUACUCGGGGGACGCGAAGUACCUACUACUGUCCCGGCUAUACCAACAGCUCCUCCUCAUAAUAAUAGGGGGUUGAAUGAAAUUCCACCACGAUUAAAUGUUCCUCAGAGGAUGGCUUCUUUGAUAAGGUUUCGCGAAAAGAGAAAAGAGCGAAACUUCGAUAAGAAAAUUCGUUAUACUGUUCGUAAAGAGGUUGCGUUAAGGAUGCAACGGCACAAAGGCCAGUUCACCUCUUCAAAGAACAUUCAGGAUGAAUCUGGGUCAGCAAUAACAACUUGGGAUUCAGGUCGCUGGGGUGAAAACGGACAACAAGAGGCAACCUGCCGUCAUUGUGGGACUUCUGGGAAACAAACUCCAAUGAUGCGUCGUGGACCUGAAGGACCGAGGACAUUGUGCAAUGCAUGUGGACUGAUGUGGGCAAAUAAGGGAACAUUGAGGGACCUCACAAAGGCGGGGGCGGGUUUGCCAGUGCAGAAUACUCCUCCCUUAAAUUCAACUGAGGAGAACAAAGCUGCAGAGGUUCUUGAAACACCAGAAGCAACUGGUAGUGAAUCCUCGUGACCGUGAUGUUGCUACCAAGUUCUCUUGCGAGUUUUAUGUAUAUGAAUCGGAUGACAGGGGAUAUCUCAUCUCAGCAGCCCCUUCUUAGAUGAUGAUGAUGAGUUCUUAGGGGGUUCCUCUCGUACAUGUAUUCUAACGUGACAUUUCGGAUCCCAGAAAAAAGAAUUUUAUAUUUCUAUUUCUUCUGCACCCUUGACUAUGGCAGUGCCACUCGUAUUUACACUUCAUACAAGAAGAGAAUGAACCUUUUUAUAGGUAGUUGAUUAAGAGUUUUAGUUUGUUAUCUUCACCACCUAAAUGUCUUUGGAAGAGCUUAAUUAUUCACUUGUAUAUUCUCUUAUGUUUCCAGCUGUUUCUUCUGAACAUUUUUAGUGUAUACUUUUACUGGUGCAUCACUUGUGUUUGUAUCUGAAGCCAAACUGGAUUGUUUACUAGAAAAAA
This is a messenger RNA of Papaver somniferum (opium poppy), 1675 nucleotides long. RefSeq names its product GATA transcription factor 24-like. The coding region runs from base 326 to 1234 and encodes 302 amino acids. NCBI's taxonomy places the organism in Eukaryota, Viridiplantae, Streptophyta, Magnoliopsida, Ranunculales, Papaveraceae. The record is from RefSeq and is a predicted model, not a curated record. Gene Ontology annotation, molecular function: sequence-specific DNA binding; zinc ion binding; protein binding. Gene Ontology annotation, biological process: regulation of DNA-templated transcription. The transcript is spliced from 8 exons.